Molecule: messenger RNA, 1391 nt
Organism: Daucus carota subsp. sativus
Lineage: Eukaryota; Viridiplantae; Streptophyta; Magnoliopsida; Apiales; Apiaceae
Product: esculetin O-methyltransferase-like
Exons: 4
Coding region: 190-1281 (363 amino acids)
Biological process (GO): methylation
Molecular function (GO): O-methyltransferase activity; protein dimerization activity; S-adenosylmethionine-dependent methyltransferase activity
Source: RefSeq, a predicted model, not a curated record
UUUGCGGAUCCUAAUUGUUUGAACCGGCGGUAUGAUGUAAUGUGAGUGAUUAGUACUUGUAAUAAUUACCCUGUCACGAAGGUAAUCAUGCGUAUGUAAUAAUCUCAGGCAUCGCACUGGCUAUAUAUAGUCCGGCUCACUGGGACUCGAUGCUAUCAAUUCCAUCACUGAUCUCGAUCCGUAAAAAUUAUGAAUUCAACCACCGAGAUGAAUCUGAAAGUAGAAGCACAAGGAGAGGAAGAAGGAGAAUACAUGUUUGCCAUGCACAUCCUAGGUGGUUCUUUUCUUCCCAUGGUACUCAUGUCAGCAGUACAACUAGACCUUCUGGAAACCAUGGCUAGAGCAGGUCCAGGCACUUACGUCUCCCCUUCCGAGCUCGCGAAGCAGCUUCCGUCUAGCCACCAGCACACGCCGGUUAUGCUUGACCGCAUUCUUCGCUUCCUAGCUACUUAUUCUGUGCUCAGCUGUAGAAUCUGUGAGUCUGCGCAUGGGCAGAUCGAGCGGCUUUACGCCUUGAACCCAGUGUGCAAGUUUUUUACUAAAAGCUCCCAAGGGGCGUCACUCGUCCCGUAUUUGCUCAUGAAUUGUGACAAAAUCUUUAACGAGCCCUGGUACCAUUUAAAAGAUGCGGUGCUUGAUGGCGGAAUACCUUUUCAGAAGGCUCACGACAUGACAUUAUAUGAGUACAACGGCAAAGACCUCAGAUUCAGCCAACUCUUCAACCAUGCAAUGUCUACUCACUCUACUCUUAACAUGAAGAGAAUCUUACAAACCUAUAAUGGUUUUCAAGGCCUGAAAACUUUGGUGGAUGUCGGUGGAGGCACCGGGGCCACCCUAAGUAUGAUCAUCUCUAGUUACCCUGCUAUCAGAGGGAUUAACUUUGAUCUCCCCGAUGUUGUCAAAGAUGCUCCAUCUUAUCCUGGUGUGGAGCAUGUCGGGGGUGACAUGUUUGAUAGUGUGCCGAGAGGAGAUGCUAUUUUCAUGAAGUAUAUAUGUCAUAACUGGAGUGAUGAAUAUUGCUCGAAGUUGUUGAAGAAUUGCUAUCAAGCACUUGCAGAAAACGGUAAAGUGAUAAUUGCAGAAUCGAUUUUGGAGGCACCAGACUCUAGUAUUGAAACCAAGAACGUGUACGAUUACGAUAUAGCAAUGCUGACACGAACUACAGGCGGAAAAGUGAGGUCUGAGAACGAGUUUGCUGCCUUGAUUAAAGAUGCCGGAUUCAGAAGUUACAACAGAGCAUGUCGUGCUUAUAGCAUUUGGGUCAUGGAAUUAUAUAAAUAACUCUCUGUUAAAUACCGGGAUUGGAAAUUUGGUUUAUGUUAUAUUAUAUAGCUUAUAACCGGAAUUAUGAGGUGGUUUAUUAUAUUUGUUAUAUAUGUUUUAAUAUUUAA